AUGAAAGGAGGCGUGCUAAGACGCUUUAAUCCUGCUUGGUUUGAUCAGUUUCCAAAUUGGUUAGAAUACAAUGUGAAGAAAGAUGCAACUUUUUGUCUAUAUUGUUACUUGUUCAGAGACAAUGCUGGUAAAGGUGGAAGAAAUGAUGCAUGGACCAUUGACGGUUUUUCUAGCUGGAAUAAAGCUAAAAAUAUAUCAGAGCAUGUAGGAGAUGUUAACAGUUUUCACAACAAUGCAGCAAUGAAGUGUGAAAACGUGAUGAAUCAAGGCCAGUCUAUCAAACAUGCUUUGCAUAAACAAGAUGAUAUCGCGAAAAAUGAGUAUCGCGUUCGAUUAAAUGCUUCUAUUGAUGCUUCAAGAUUCUUGUUGCGCCAAGGGUUACCUUUUCGUGGGCAUGAAGAGAAAGAAGAAACUGAUAAUAAUGGUAACUUUGUUGAACUCUUGAAAUACACUGCCGAGCAAAAUGAAGAUAUGAGUAAGGUUGUUUUAAGAAAUGCUCCUGGAAACAAUCAGAUGACUUCUCCAAAGAUUCAGAAAGAUAUUGUCCAUUGUUUUGCAGAAGAGCUAAUCAAAAGCAUUAUUGAUGAAAUUGAUCAUGAUGUAUUUGGAUUGUUGGUGGAUGAGUCUACUGAUGUUUCUUAUAAAGAAAAAAUGGCAGUUGUGUUUCGGUAUGUGGAAAAGAGUGGGAUAGUCAAAGAGAGAUUCAUAAGUCUUACUCAUGUAAGUGAUACAUCUUCAUCAUCUUUGAAAUCUGCAAUUGAUUCUUUGUUUACUAAGUAUGGAUUAUGCAUUACAAAGGUGAGAGGGCAAGGUUAUGAUGGUGCAAGUAACAUGAAGGGUGAGUUCAAUGGGCUAAGGUCAUUUUCUGAAUCGAAUUGGAGAUCAGUUUCUGAAUGA
Molecule: messenger RNA, 897 nt
Organism: Brassica napus (rape)
Lineage: Eukaryota; Viridiplantae; Streptophyta; Magnoliopsida; Brassicales; Brassicaceae
Product: zinc finger MYM-type protein 1-like
Exons: 1
Coding region: 1-897 (298 amino acids)
Source: RefSeq, a predicted model, not a curated record